This is a messenger RNA of Ctenopharyngodon idella (grass carp), 4566 nucleotides long. It is a transcript of the gene epb41l3a, whose product is annotated as erythrocyte membrane protein band 4.1-like 3a. Gene Ontology annotation, cellular component: cytoskeleton; plasma membrane. Gene Ontology annotation, biological process: cortical actin cytoskeleton organization. Lineage: Eukaryota; Metazoa; Chordata; Actinopteri; Cypriniformes; Xenocyprididae. The transcript is spliced from 25 exons. Bases 171 to 3698 code for a protein of 1175 amino acids. The record is from RefSeq and is a predicted model, not a curated record. Gene Ontology annotation, molecular function: structural molecule activity; actin binding.
GGGAGGGAUUAAUCUCUAGUGCAUGUGGCUAAAUAAAGCUGUCUGAGUGUGUGAUGCGCAGUACGGGAGUGUGUGUGUGUGAGUGUGUGUGUGUGUCUGCAGUCAGUCUGUCGCCGCGCUCACCGGGAAGCAGCAGCAGCAUCAGCAGCAUCAGAGCCGUUUGAUUUGAAAUGACGACAGAACCAGAAAGUAAAGCAGAGCAGCAGGGAGCCAGCGCGGCUCCGCCCCAUUCAGCCCCGCCCCUCGACAACCAGCUUCCUCCUGCCGCCGCCCACAGCACACCUGUCAGGAAAGAACAGGCCGGGGAGCUUGAGGUGGGCGGAGUCCCGCAGGGGAAAGCCAAUCACCAGCCGUCCGAGGAAGACGGCGCCUCCCACUGGUCCUCCUCCAGUAAACUGACCCGAUCUCCUGUGAAAGUGACCAAGAAACCCAAGAACAUGCAGUGCAAGAUCACACUGCUGGACGGCUCCGAAUACACCUGCGUGGUGGAGAUCUUUAAAGGCGGAGAGUUUGAGUCAGAAAGGUAUCUUUCAGAGAAGCGUGAUAAAGGUCAGAUUCUGUUCGACAAAGUCUGUGAACAUCUCAAUCUUCUGGAGAAAGAUUACUUCGGUAUCACAUUCCGUGAUGUGGAGAAUCAGAAGAACUGGCUGGAUCCUGCCAAAGACAUGAAGAAGCAGAUCAGAGGCGUCGCCUGGAAUUUCUCAUUCAACGUGAAGUUUUACCCUCCUGAACCGGCGCUGCUGUCUGAAGACAUCACCAGAUAUUACCUGUGUUUACAGCUGAGGGAUGACAUCAUAUCGGGUCGUUUGCCGUGUUCGUUCGCCACUCACACGGUUCUGGGAUCGUACACGGUUCAGUCGGAGCUGGGCGAUCACGACCCGGAUGAGUACGGCUCCGAAUACGUCAGCGAGUUUCGUUUCGCGCCUCAUCAGACCAAAGAGAUGGAGGAGAAAAUCAUGGACCUGCACAAGAACUACAAAGGAAUGACGCCGGCCGAAGCUGAGAUGCAUUUUCUGGAGAAUGUAAAGAAACUGUCUAUGUAUGGAGUCGACCUCCAUCAUGCAAAGGAUUCAGAGGGGGUGGAGAUCAUGUUGGGCGUGUGUUCGUCCGGGCUCCUCAUCUACCGUGACAGACUUCGCAUCAACCGCUUCGCCUGGCCGAAAGUCCUCAAGAUCUCCUACAAACGCAAUAACUUCUACAUCAAGAUCCGUCCAGGAGAGUUUGAGCAGUUUGAAAGCACAAUCGGCUUUAAACUCCCCAACCACAGAGCGGCCAAGAGACUGUGGAAGGUUUGUGUGGAGCAUCACACGUUCUUCAGGUUGGUUUCUCCAGAGACUCCACCUAAGAAGUUCCUCACACUCGGUUCUAAGUUCCGCUACAGCGGCAGAACCCAGGCUCAGACCAGACGGGCCAGUUCCCAGAUCGUCCGUCCGGCGCCGUACUUCGAGCGUUCGUCCAGCAAGCGUUACACGAUGUCUCGGAGUCUAGAUGGAGAGAUGGGCACAGCGUUGUACGGCACCGCUAAAGGCAUUGCCAUGAGUGACCUCAUCACCACAGUAACGCCGGAGAAGAAAGUGGAGGAGACCCGCGAGGAGGAGCGAGUGUUGGUGGAGAGCGUGGUCGUGCUGGAGGAAGAGGACGAAACCACGAAGGCCACGGAGGUCUCGCUGCCCAGCCCGCCGACUCCUGCACGCCAGGACACACGGACUGAUUUUACAGACACUGCUAUAGACGGAGAAUUAACGGCCACCGAGUCGGAUCAGGAGGACGAAUCUGAAGCAAAGACGCAGGAGAUCGAGCGUACGCCUGACGAGCUGGUGAAACAUCAGACCAACAUCAGCGAGCUGAAGAGGACGUUCCUGGAGGGAGGAGCGGAUCGAACGGGUAUGACCGAGUGGGAGAAGCGUCUGUCCUCGUCUCCGCUCCGAUCACCUCGUCUGGAUGAAGCUCCCAUGAUUGAGCCGCUGGUGCCAGAUGAGGUCAAACAGGAAGCAGCGGUCGAGGACACACAGGAAGUAGCCGCAGCAGCGCUGGAGACGCAGGACGGUCUGAACGACAGGAAGGUUGAUGUGGAGUCUGACGGGUGGGUCAUUAUAAACAAGGUUCCUCCGUUUGAACCAGAUAAAGUUCCUCCAGUCGAAGCAGGAACAGUUUCUCAAAUGAUACCAGAAAAGGUACAAGAAAAAGCCUCUUCCGUUGAGGUUCCUGUAAAGAAGAUGGCUCCAAAAGUACCGGAAAAGGUUUCUAUGAUAGUACAAGAACAAGUUCCUCCAAUUGUGCUAGAAAAAGAAGAGGUUCCUCUAAAGAAGAUGGCUCCAAAAGUACCGGAAAAGGUUUCUACGAUAGUACAAGAACAAGUUCCUCCAAUUGUGCUAGAAAAAGAAGAGGUUCCUCUAAAGAAGAUGGCUCCAAAAGUACCGGAAAAGGUUUCUACGAUAGUACAAGAACAAGUUCCUCCAAUUGUACCAGAAAAAGAAGAGGUUCCUCUAAAGAAGAUGGCUCCAAAAGUACCAGAAAAGUUAUCUGCGAUAGUACAAGAACAAGUUCCUCCAAUUGUUCCAGAAAAAGAAGAGGUUCCUCCGAAGAUAGCAGAGAAAAUUCCUCCGAAGGUACCAGAAAAGGUUUCUACGAUUGUACAAGAGAAGUUUCCUCCAGCUGAACCCGAAAAAGGUUUAUCUGAAGACGUUCCUCCUAAAGCACCACCCAAAAUUCCCCCAAAGGUACCAGAGAAGAAACACAUCGCCAGCUACAGAUUCGUAGCCGCGACGAGCACCGUAUCGACCACCGAACCUCCGGAAGACAAACCGACCAAAGCUCAAGAAGGUUCAGAGCAGUUUAGUAGAUUUUCCGACUCGACCUCCAAACUCUCCGACCAAGCCGUCUCCAUCAAGGUGAUUCCCGUGACGGUGGAGUAUCAGAGCAUCACCACUCCGCUCAUCACCGUGAGGAAGGUCGGGACGCCAUCGCCAUCUGGCGAGGAGCCUGGAGAAGCUCUGAUGGCCGAGAUGCGUCUGCGAAGCUCUCCCACAGUCCGCUCUCCGCUCAGAUCUCCCAUCAGAUCCACGGCGGAUCUCGGGACAGUGCCGUUUCUCACCAAAACCUCCCCGACAGCCAGAGUGCCUAAGCCCAGUUUUGAUGAGAUGUCUCCUGAGCUCACGGCGCUCUUACAGUCCACACGCAGCUGGGCUUCGUCUUCAUCUCCGCUCGCUUUACACAAGCCAUCAGAGAGUCAGGAGAGGCUUCUGGGAAAAGGCCUGUCAGAAGAGGAUCAGCCGGCAGAUGAACCGCUGGACGAGCCUCAGUCGGGCGUCUUGAGUUUCUCCAGGACUCUGUCGGGAGACACGGACACACAAGACACGCCUGUGAUCCACACGGAAAUGAAGACCAUCACAUACGAGUCCCUGCAGGGCGAGACGGACGCAGACGCUGAACCUGGCAUUCUCAUGAGCGCUCAAACCAUCACAUCAGAAACCACCAGCACCACCACGACCACACACAUCACCAAGAUGGUGAAAGGAGGCAUCUCAGAAACACGGAUCGAGAAGAGAAUUGUCAUCUCAGGAGAUGCAGACAUCGAUCAUGAUGAGGCUCUGGCUCAGGCUAUUAAAGAGGCUAAAGAACAACAUCCCGACAUGUCAGUGACCAAAGUCGUGGUCCAUAAAGAGACGGAGAUCACGCCGGAGGAGGGCGAGGAGUGACGCAGGAUUAACAUCAUCUUCACGCUUUCUGGAAGAAUCUAGUGUUCACGCUGUGGAGAAUGAGGGACGCUUCAGAGAAAUCAACAUGAACUAAUGAAUCGCAGCAAACUUCAUCUGAACACUUCUGGAGUAACACAUACACACACACACACACACAUACACACACACAUACACACACACACACACACACAUACACAUACACACACACACACACACACACACACACACACACACACACACGCUCUGCCGCACUGGAUCACUGUUACUGCAUGACAAGGGAACAAUUCUGCUUUUUUUGUGAGGAGACUAAAGUAUAUAGACAUUUUAGGAAAUACUAUAUGAGCGUUUAGUCAAACCACGGGACUGAAGAAUAUGUGAAAUAUAACAGAUAUCUACAUUUAUUUAUUAUACUGCUCUUUCACUUUAAAAAAGGACUUUGCACAAUAUUUAACCUUGCAGAGAUGUGCCAUCCACACGUGUCGCCCCUCUGAUUUGCUCAUGUUGAAUGUGACACACAAAUGACAAUAUGAGAAUAUGAAUAUGCCACACAUUUUCUCAUGUAUCUUAGAGACGUGUUAUGUUGUUUUACUUGAAUUAUACGCCUGUUUUUUUGUUUCUUCUUGAAAACUGUCACUUGUGAACGUUGAGUCUAGAGGAGCUAAACUGUUUGAGAGCUCGACUGGUACCCUGAAACAUCAAUCCCAGAGUUCUCCUUGCCACAUCUGAGCCUUAAACUGUACAGAACUGAACCUUUAGACAAGCCCAAAUGUGUGUUUAUGUCCUUGAUUCAGUGUCAUGUGCAGCAUCGCCGCCCUGCUGACUGUUUCCCACUCAAGCUCAAAUAAAAGGUCAAUUCCAUUUCUGAUAA